Messenger RNA from Gasterosteus aculeatus aculeatus (three-spined stickleback), 1718 nucleotides. RefSeq names its product BRF2 general transcription factor IIIB subunit (gene brf2). NCBI's taxonomy places the organism in Eukaryota, Metazoa, Chordata, Actinopteri, Perciformes, Gasterosteidae. Gene Ontology annotation, cellular component: nucleus; transcription preinitiation complex. Gene Ontology annotation, molecular function: TBP-class protein binding. Gene Ontology annotation, biological process: DNA-templated transcription initiation; transcription preinitiation complex assembly. The record is from RefSeq and is a predicted model, not a curated record.
ACUUUAUAUGCGCCCCCGCAGGCGACGUUCACUUGCCGUUCAACACCCGCUUCCUCGGCGAUGCACAGACGUCUUCUGGCUCUACGCACCGGGGGGGGGAGCAGCUCAUUUGAAAGAUGUCUCGUUCGGGUUUGAGCUGCCCGGGCUGCGGCUCCUCGAACAUCGUAGACGAUGACCUGUACUGUCAGGCCCAGCUGGUGUGCGUGGACUGCGGUUCCGUGGUGUCCGAAGGAGCGCUGACCAAUGAAAGCGUGUACGUCGGCGCCUCAGAUGUCAGCUACAGCCGAACCACAGCAGGGGACAAAAAGCCAUGUAUGAAUCUCCUAAAAGGUCGUCACCACGUGAUCGCCAUGUGUCGGAUCCUCCGGGUCAACCGCGAGAUCGAGGACCUCUCGCAGACCUUUUACAGCCGGGCUUAUCAGCACAAAAGCUUCAUAAGAGUAACCCUCCGGAAGAAGGAAUUUCUGGCUGGUUGCUGUGUGCUCGUAAGCUGCAGAAUGCGCCAAUGGCCCGUAACCAUAGGAACCAUCAGCUGCUUGCUGGAUGCCGACCUGGUGGAGGUGGGAGCGGUUUACAAAGAGAUGGUCACGGUUCUGAACAUCGAGGCUCCGAGCUUCAACAUUUACGACGUGAUCGAGGCCCACAGUCAGGAGUACAAAAUUUCCCUUCAUGUUGCUGAAGAAUUGGCCGAGAACCAUAAGGACUUGACCAAACGCGCCGUGGAGCUGGUGGAGCUGGCGGCGGAUACUUGGGUCGUGACGGGCCGCCAACCCGUCCCCGUCAUCAUGGCAGCCAUCUACCUGUCGUGGCAGUCCCUGAAGCCCAACAGGCACCGGCUGAAGUUAUCUCUGGACAAAUUCUGUCAGCUGGCCAAAGUGAAAAAGCAGAAGCCGGCCGCGAUCCGGGUAACGGAGAUGAAGGAGGUGCUGUGUAAGCUGGGUAAGGAGAUUCCCUGGCUCGGGGAGACGCUGACUCCCGACAACGUCGUUUGCCAGGUGGAGGACAUCCUGAAGCACAGGUACGCGCUGCUGAGGAGGGCUCUGAGAGCCCGAGAGGAAGCCCUGCUGCCGGAGAGUCUGGCCAGCUGCGAGGCCUCUCCCCCUCGAGCCCCCGAAGUUUCGGAUCCCAAUCCUGCGGAAUCCCCCGUGGAACGCCGCAAGCGGAGCGCCGAGGGGACACUGGCACCGGGGGACGAAGCCGGCCAGCCGCGCGUGGCGGGCGAGCUGGCCGGCGAGCUGGCCGGCGGCGCUCUGGAGAGCCCAGAUAAGGGGUCGAACUGGGGGGCCAGAGCGCUGUUUGCGCCCCCGUGCGUGGUCCACGCUAAGAGGAGGAGAGUGGAGCAGCCCGAGCUCCGGGAUGUGACGGGAGACGAGGAGAUCUCCGACAGCGAGAUCGACUCGUACAUUCGCACGCCUCGAGAAGCUCGGGAGUUCGCUCAGAUGCAGAACAUGUUUCUUGAGUGACGCGCCACUGGCUGCUGUGCGUCGAGGCCGGACUAUUUGAAUAAAGACGCGGCGGUUUUGUUUGAGUUAAGAAAGGCUACAACCUUUUUUGUAAGUUGCUGUGUGCUGUAACAUGUUGUGCGUUUGGGGUUUUUGGUGCUUACACUUGGUUUUGGAUCAGUGAAAAAUGCCCGGUGAAGAUCUCCACUGAAACUGGGAAAUGCUUUUCUGUUGAGGGAAAUCUAUAUUGGAAAUAAAGGUUAAUGAAUACAAUUA